Messenger RNA from Fusarium venenatum, 849 nucleotides. RefSeq names its product Oligosaccharyltransferase subunit Ribophorin II-domain-containing protein. Gene Ontology annotation, biological process: protein N-linked glycosylation. The record is from RefSeq and is a predicted model, not a curated record. Gene Ontology annotation, cellular component: membrane; oligosaccharyltransferase complex. NCBI's taxonomy places the organism in Eukaryota, Fungi, Ascomycota, Sordariomycetes, Hypocreales, Nectriaceae.
AUGCGCUUCUCAAUCGCAUCGUCACUUCUUUUCCUGGUGAGUGCAGCUAGCGCUGCCUCGUCUUGGAGCUUCAAAGAUGGCUCCGUUACCGUCGCCUCCAAGCAAGGACACGGCGCUACUGCCAAAUUCAAAAACCAGGAGCCAGCCAAGGAUGCUCUUAUUCUAGGAAAGGCAGAUACCAUCAAAGUCUCAUUGACUACGACCGAAGACAGUGAAGCGAAGCGACCUCACCAGGCCUUCAUCGUCAUUACAGAGUCGACUGGCAUCGAGGUCGCCCUCCCUCUGGACAUCAAGUCCUCUGGAAAGGCCGUGGCCUCUUUCUCGCACAAGGACCUCCCUGUCCCGUUGCUCCUCUCCGACGAACUCCUCAAGGUCAACCUCGUGUUGGGCUCCUUCGGCUCAUCCAACCCCCUCAUCUCUCCCGUUUUCAACAUUCAGAUCUAUCAUGUGCCCAACACUCCCCUUCCCACAUUUGAGCCUCCCCUGCGUUACGAACCUCGAGACGAGAUCCACCACAUCUUCAAGGUUGGCGAGACGAGCCCUCCUAUGAUCAUAACUAUUGUAUUUGUGACUGCCAUUGUGUGCACGUUUCCCGUGCUUCUUUCGGCGUGGUACUGGAUGGGCGGCAACCUCGAUCACCUGCCCAAGGCUCUUCAAACUGCCCCCCUUUCACACGGUCUCUUUGUCGGCUCCAUCAUCGCCAUUGAGGGAUCCUUUUUUCUCUACUACAUCAAGUGGAACCUCUUCCAGCUGCUGCCCGUCUUUAUGGGUCUUAGCACCGUGGCCUUCUUGAGUGGAGUCAAGGCUCUGAGCGAGGUGCAGGGUCGACGCUUCGCCGGUGAGAGGUGA